Molecule: messenger RNA, 1746 nt
Organism: Pecten maximus
Lineage: Eukaryota; Metazoa; Mollusca; Bivalvia; Pectinida; Pectinidae
Exons: 2
Coding region: 1-1746 (581 amino acids)
Source: RefSeq, a predicted model, not a curated record
AUGGCCAACAUUCCUAUUGAACAUCAUUCCACACUGGCCAACAUUCUGAUUGAACACCAUUCCACCCUGGCCAACAUUCUGAUUGAACACCAUUCAAGUCGGGCCAACAUUCUGAUUGAACACCAUUCCACUCUGGCCAACAUUCUGAUUGAACACCAUUCCACUAUGGCCAACAUUCUGAUUGAACACCAUUCCACUCUGGCCAACAUUCUGACUGAACACCAUUCAACUCAGGCCAACAUUCUGAUUGAACACCAUUCCACUAUGGCCAACAUUCCUAUUGAAAACCAUUCCACUCUGGUCAACAUUCUGAUUGAACACCAUUCAACUCAGGCCAACAUUCUGAUUGAACACCAUUCCACUAUGGCCAACAUUCUGAUUGAACACCAUUCCACUAUGGCCAACAUUCCUAUUGAAAACCAUUCCACUAUGGCCAACAUUCCUAUUGAACACCAUUCCACUCUGGCCAACAUUCCUAUUGAAAACCAUUCCACUCUGGCCAACAUUCUGAUUGAACACCAUUCAACUCGGGCCAACAUUCUGAUUGAACACCAUUCCACUCUGGCCAACAUUCCUAUUGAACACCAUUCCACUCGGGCCAACAUUCUGAUUGAACACCAUUCAACUCAGGCCAACAUUCUGAUUGAACACCAUUCCACUAUGGCCAACAUUCCUAUUGAAAACCAUUCCACUAUGGCCAACAUUCCUAUUGAACACCAUUCCACUCUGGCCAACAUUCUGAUUGAACACCAUUCAACUCGGGCCAACAUUCUGAUUGAACACCAUUCCACUCUUGCCAACAUUCUGAUUGAACACCAUUCCACUCUGGCCAACAUUCUGAUUGAACACCAUUCAACUAUGGCCAACAUUCCUAUUGAAAACCAUUCCACUCUGGUCAACAUUCUGAUUGAACACUAUUCCACUCUGGCCAACAUUCUGAUUGAACACCAUUCAACUCAGGCCAACAUUCUGAUUGAACACCAUUCCACUCUGGCCAACAUUCUGAUUGAACACCAUUCCACUAUGGCCAACAUUCCUAUUGAAAACCACUCCACUCUGGUCAACAUUCUGAUUGAACACCAUUCCACUGUGGCCAACAUUCUGAUUGAACACCAUUCAACUCAGGCCAACAUUCUGAUUGAACACCAUUCCACUCUGGUCAACAUUCUGAUUGAACACCACUCCACUCUUGCCAACAUUCUGAUUGAAUACCAUUCAACUCAGGCCAACAUUCUGAUUGAACACCAUUCCACUCUUGCCAACAUUCUGACUGAACACCAUUCCACUCUGGUCAUGAUUCUGACUGAACACCAUUCCACUCUUGCCAACAUUCUGAUUGAACACCAUUCAACUCAGGCCAACAUUCUGAUUGAACACCAAAGAAUGUUGGCCAACAUUCUGAUUGAACACCAUUCCACUCUGGUCAACAUUCUGACUGAACACCAUUCCACCCUGGCCAACAUUCUGAUUGAACACCAUUCAACUCAGGCCAACAUUCUGAUUGAACACCAUUCCACUCUUGCCAACAUUCUGAUUGAACACCAUUCCACCCUGACCAACAUUCUGACUGAACACCAUUCCACUCUUGCCAACAUUCUGAUUGAACACCAUUCAACUCAGGCCAACAUUCUGAUUGAACACCAUUCCACUCUGGUCAACAUUCUGACUGAACACCAUUCCACUCUUGCCAACAUUCUGAUUGAACACCAUUCCACUCUGGCCAACAUUUCUAUUUUCACACUUUAG